This is a messenger RNA of Homalodisca vitripennis (glassy-winged sharpshooter), 2749 nucleotides long. Its product is annotated as E3 ubiquitin-protein ligase SHPRH-like. Gene Ontology annotation, biological process: protein polyubiquitination; DNA damage response. Bases 83 to 2749 code for a protein of 888 amino acids. Lineage: Eukaryota; Metazoa; Arthropoda; Insecta; Hemiptera; Cicadellidae. Gene Ontology annotation, cellular component: nucleus. The record is from RefSeq and is a predicted model, not a curated record. Gene Ontology annotation, molecular function: ATP binding; metal ion binding; ubiquitin protein ligase activity. The transcript has 15 exons.
GCGUCAUGCCAAGCGGUUCUUUGCGCCAACGUCACCGCUACUGUUUGUGCACUGGUGGCGGCUCUGCCUGGACGAGGCACAGAUGGUGGAGGGAUCAAGUUGUCGGGCGGCCGAGAUGGCCAAGAAGUUCACUGCGGAAAACAAGUGGGCGGUCACAGGCACCCCUAUACAGAAGGCUGUGAACGACUUAGUCGGGCUGAUGGAGUUCCUGGCAGGGAACGAGUACAAGGAGUUCUUGGAACUCAUGGGUCGUGAUUGGCGCUCUCUGCUGAAGCUGGUGCCCAGAGUGCUAUGGCGCACGCAGAUGAAGGACGUGUUGGCUGAGACCGGCGUACCAUCACAGACAGUGGACACACACCUCCUAGAAUUCUCAGAAGUGGAGAAAUACUUCUACCAGUGCACUCACACCGAGUGCUCCCAACAAUUUGUCAACCGGAUAAACAGGUUUGUGGACCUUAAUGUCACCCUGAAGAGUCUGGAUAGGAAACAGAUCUCCAAUUUGUUGAAUCCUCUACUGAAACUUCGCCAAGCGUGUUUGCACCCCCAGGCUGUGCGUGGAAAGUUCGUCUCAAUUAAGAAGACGAUGAGGAUGGAGGAUCUUCUGAGGCAGAUGGUGACUGGGGCAAGGUUGGAUGCUGAGCAGGCUUUACGUCAGCUGGUGGCGGCUCUCAACGGGACUGGCGCACUUCACGUCAUACGCCAGGAGUGGUCCGACGCGGCAGCCGCGUACCGGGCAGUCUUACAUCUGGAGCACGAGCUCACCGGGCGCUUGAAAAUAGAUUCUCUUCAGAGAAUUCACACGAUGCACAACUUGGCGGAAGUGUUAGACGGAGGCUAUGACGGUGUCCCACCCACACUGCGAGACGACACCAUGAGAGACGACAUCAAGGCCUUAGAACUGAGAUAUCUCGGCAAGCGAGAGGCACCGAUGGCGGGAACUCAAGAACGAAUAGAACUUCAUGAGAAAGCCAUAACAGAACAAUUGGAAGGAGCUACGCUCGGAUACUCGAAGUGGUGGCUUCGGACACUGGAAUGGUCCUCGGAUAGAGAGGAGCUUUUGGAUAGAGUCAAGUCCGCCAUACAGCUUACUGACGCACAGCAGAAGAACCAAUACAACAAUCUGGCCAACAAGCUGAAGUCACUGUAUGUAGUAAGAGUGGAGGUUGCUAAGUGGUUGGCAGAGCUGGACAAAACGAGAGAAGAGGUGCGCAAGUGGGUCCAAUUGCUGAGGGGUUCCGACAAGGAUGUAAUGGCAGCUGAAGCGCUGGUGUGUCACUUGCCGCAGGGUGCUCCUGCCAGAGGCAAAACGAGAUGUCAGCUGUGUAAGGCGGAGAACGCGUUGAAAAGCUACGAGGCUUUACUUUUUGAGGAGAAGAGCAAAGAAAAGCGGAAGAACAAGAAAAGAAAUUUGCCUGGCAGCAGUGACUGGACAGAUGACAAGGACAUGGACAACAAGGAGGUGGCUGACUUGGUGGGAGUCAAUGUUAAUACCUUCGAGACCUCCAGAAAGGGAGGUUUCAAGGCGUCACCCUUUGAGAAAAUACUUAAAGCAUUGGCUGCCUACGGGAGGCAGAGACAGGUGCCACCCCAGUGGACCAAGGAGGCCAGCCAGCACCUGGCCAUCCUAGAGAGGGUAAAGAAGGAGUUCCUCGACCUGAACCUGAUGUGGCGACAGAUUUUUGACUUGGUGGACGCCAAGGACGAGUUGAACAUGUGCAAGAUGCGGCUGCGACUGCCUUGUCCUGGUGAGGAGGAAGAGGAGGCGGAAAAAAAGAAAAAGAAGAUGGGUGAGAACCAUCACAUCAUAGCUUUGUACAGGGUUGAACCAGAACUGUUGAAGCUGAGUGGGGAGAAGGUCCAGUUUGAGGCUCUGCUCAAGAAGAAGAUAGGGACGCUGUGUUACCUGGAGAAUCUGCAGAAGGAGGGAGCCCCAGCAGCGAUCUGUCCUAUCUGCCGGAACGAUCUCACAGCAAAGUGGUCUGUGCUGCAAUGCGGCCACAGCAUCUGUCUAGAGUGCCUGUCACUGAUUCUGAAGCCGCAAUCGGUGAGCUUGCUGUGUCCCCAGUGUCGCCAACCUUGCAACAUACAGGAGGUGUCAUACGUGGAGAACCGGCCAGAGAGCAGCAAACCGCAGGAAGUAAAAGGCUCCUACUCUACUAAAGUUGAUGCUGUCGUCAGCCAAACACUGCGGCUCAUCAGCCAACAGCGUGACGUGAAGAUACUUGUGUUCUCUGCGUGGGAGAAGGUCUUGGAUUUGUUGGCGGAGGCAUUCGAAGAAAACAGUGUCACCUUCAGGCGGAUGAAAUCCGGAAAACUCAAACAACGGCAGUUUAUGAAGGAAUUCAAGACAGGAGACGUGACUGUGCUGCUGCUGCCUCUGCGCUCUGGUGCAAAAGGUUUGAACCUUGUGGAGGCCACCCAUGUGUUCUUGGUAGAGCCCAUCUUGAACCCUGCUGAGGAGUUGCAGGCUGUGGGCCGGGUCCACCGGAUAGGGCAGACUAAACCGACGGUGGUCCACCGAUUCAUCGUGCGGGAGACUAUCGAGGAGCGGAUAUUGGCGGCGGGGUGGCAGCGACAGCUGCUAGACCUGUUCACCAGUGACCUAGAACUGUCACUGCCUGGGCCUUCGGUGGUGGCGGUGGACAGUGAUGACAGUGGCAGUGGCAGUGAGAGCGAUGGAGAGCAGGACACGAUGGACGGCAGUGAACUGAUCGGUGAGGAAGAGGCGGACAGUGGGGAUGAGCUGUGA